AGCACAAAUCAAGUUAAUUAGCAAACUACCAUGGCAGCAGCUGUGACGACUACCAGCAGUGACCGAAUGGAGCAGCUGAAGGAAUUUGACGAGUCCAAAAUGGGAGUAAAGGGUCUAUCCGACUCGGGUAUCUCCACCAUCCCAAGUAUCUUUCUACAUCCCCCGGAAACCCUCUCGGACCUCAAAUCUUCUACAACAUCCUGCGGCACAGGAAUCCCUGUCGUCGAUUUAUCAAACCUUCAUUCUGAUUUCCACAGACCAAAGAUCGUAGAACAAAUCCGUGAAGCCGCAAGUAGCUGGGGUUUCUUCCAAGUAGUCAACCACGGGGUCCCUGUCUCAGUACUUGACGAGACAAUCGCUGCCAUUAAAGCAUUCCACGAGCAGCCCGGAGAAGAAAAAGCUAAGUAUUAUAAGCGAGAUCAAGAAGGCCAUGGCGUGAUGUACUCGAGCAACAACGACCUGUACCGUUCGCAAGCUGCAUGUUGGCAUGAUUCGCUACAGUUGUGGAUGUCUCCUCAGCCCCCGAAAGCGGAGGACAUACCGGAGGUCUGUAGGAGGCAGGUGGUGGAGUGGGACGUGCACGCAAAGAAGGUGGCUGAUACAGUGAUGGAGUUGUUGAGUUUAGGGUUGGGAUUGGAAGCCGGCAAGUUCAAGGAGUUGACAUUUUCGGAUGCUAGGGCGGUUGUAGGGAUUAUAUACCCUCCCUGUCCCCAGCCGGAUCUAACCAUGGGGAUUACCUCGCACACGGAUCCUGGUAUCAUCACUGUUUUGCUGCAGAAUCAGGUUCCUGGCUUGCAAGUGAAGCAUGGGGAUGCCUGGGUUGAUGUGAAGCCCUUGCCAGGAGGGCUGAUAAUUAACAUGGGAGAUUUUCUUCAGAUAGUCUCAAAUGGCGAAUAUAGAAGCGUGCAACACCGAGUGUUGGCAAAUGCCUCCAACGAGCACCGCAUCUCCAUCGUUACAUUUUUCAACCUGACGAAAUGGAGAGAACUCGGCACAUAUGGACCCCUGCCGGAGUUGCUGUCGCCUGACAAACCAGCCUUGUAUCGAGAUUUCACCCUGCAACAGUUCUAUGACAACUUUUACAGCAAAGGAUUGGAUAGCAAAUCUCUGAUUGAAAGAAUUAAAAUUACCACCUGCAGCUAAUGCCUUGUAACCCAGUGGCGAAGGUCAAAAAAAAGGAUGUGGAGACGGCGCUUCAAUUUCAGGUGAUAUGCUGUCCGUCCAGUGCCAAAAGUCAGUCGUGUUUUAGUAAUAUAUUCAAAUACGCAGCAAUUUUCCUGUAAUGAUUUCAAAUUUCAAAGUCGUGGGAUCGUGCAGGAAAUCCUUUCGUUGUUAUAUGGAUAUGAAUGUAUGCGUGAAAUUGAGGUCAAGAAAUAAAGUAGUACUACUAUUAAUUUCGUAAAGCACUGUACGUGAAUGGGCUCGAUUUGCUUCUCUAAUUCUACAUUUUGUGAUAGAUUUU
Messenger RNA from Coffea eugenioides, 1462 nucleotides. RefSeq names its product 1-aminocyclopropane-1-carboxylate oxidase homolog 4-like. The transcript is spliced from 2 exons. The record is from RefSeq and is a predicted model, not a curated record. The coding region runs from base 31 to 1143 and encodes 370 amino acids. Lineage: Eukaryota; Viridiplantae; Streptophyta; Magnoliopsida; Gentianales; Rubiaceae.